AUGCAGUACCGAGAGUUAAUGCAGUCAGCCAUCAUGCUGUGCUGGGUGGAAUGUAGUCAAUCAUCAUGCAAUACUGAUUGUGAAUGCAUUCAAUCGUCAUGCAAUACUGAGAGUGAAUGUUGUCACAAACCAUCCGUUGCUGAGAGUGAAUGCAGCCAACAAUCACACAGUGAUGAGAGUGAAUGUAGUCUACCAUCAAGCUGUGAUGGUGGUAGUGGAAGUAAAAAAGUGAUCAUUAUUGUUGCUGUGGUGACAGUAGUUAUUGUAGUUGGAGCUGGUGCAGCUGCCGCCGUGCUAUUUCUUGGAGGCAGUGGGGGAAAUGAAGAUUCAGGAUCGGCAACAUCUUGCGCAGACGAGUGUCAAAAUGGCGGUACUUGUGUUGGGGAUAUUACGUCAUACACGUGUACUUGCGCAGAAGAAUUCGAAGGUGAUAAUUGUGAAAUUGCAAACCCCAGUCCAUGUAAUGAUGUGAUGUGUUAUAAUGACGGUGAGUGUGAAUGGUCUGGAGUUCUUGGUGAUCCCCAUACAUGUGUAUGUGCUGAUGGUUUCAAUGGUACUAUCUGUGAAUUCAAUAUUGAUGACUGUCCUGGCAACCUUUGUAUGAAUGGCGCUGAGUGUGUAGAUGACGUUACGGGGUAUACGUGUACCUGUGCUCUUGGAUUCGAAGGCCAAUAUUGUGAAAAUGAAAUUGACGAAUGUGCACCUCGUCCAUGUGAGAACAAUGGUACAUGUAACGACCUCAUGGCUGCAUUUACCUGUGACUGUAUUGACGGUUUUGCGGGGGACAGAUGCCAAAACA
Messenger RNA from Saccoglossus kowalevskii, 799 nucleotides. RefSeq names its product neurogenic locus Notch protein-like. NCBI's taxonomy places the organism in Eukaryota, Metazoa, Hemichordata, Enteropneusta, Harrimaniidae. The record is from RefSeq and is a predicted model, not a curated record.